CCUUCAAUCUACUUUUCAAAGAAGCAUAUAAAACUGUUGAGGAAGUUAGACCUGAUAUUUUGGAAAAAACAUAUAUUAUUAAAGUGACUGAAAAUAAAAGGUUGACUCCAUUAGAAUAUGAUCGUUUCCUAUUUCAUAUUGAAUUUGAUAUAUCUGGAACAGGGUUACGAUAUGAACUAGGUGAAGCACUUGGGGUGUAUGGACAUAAUGAUACAUAUGAAGUUAAUCAUUUCUUGGAAUUUUAUAAAUUAAAUCCAAAUGAUUUUAUCUCUGUUCCAAACAAAGAAGGUGACAAAUAUGAAACCAAGACUAUUUUCCAAAUAUUUUCACAAGUUUUGGACAUAUUUGGCAGACCAACAAAAAAAUUUUAUGAAUCAUUAGCCAUGUAUGCUACUGAUGAAGAUGAAAAAAAUAAAUUGUUGUGGAUUUCUAGUAGUGAGGGAAGUAAUGAGUUUAAACGACGUGUUGAAGACACAAUAACAUAUGCAGAACUGUUAUAUGAAUUUACAUCUGCAAGACCACCAGUUGAAGAACUUAUUCAACUUAUUGCACCAAUCAAGCCACGCCAUUAUUCCAUAGCUUCAGCACAAAGUGUGCAUCCAAACAGUGUACAUCUACUGGUUGUGACAGUAGAAUGGGCUAAUUCAGCUGGUAAAAAACGAUAUGGACAAUGUACACGCUAUCUUUCCAGGCUUAAGAUUGGAGAAAGUUUAACUGUUUCAAUAAAACCAUCAGUGAUGAAGCUUCCACCAAGAGAUACACAACCUGUAAUUAUGGCAGGUUUGGGAACUGGUAUGGCACCAUUUAGAGCAUUUAUUGAGGAAAGAGCAUAUCGUCAAUCACAAGGCAUUGAAGUUGGACCAAUGAUUUUAUAUUUUGGUUCACGUCAUCGUUCAAUGGAGUAUCUUUAUGGUGAGGAAUUGGAGGCAUAUCAUGUUGAAGGACUGCUUACACAUUUACGACUGGCUUUUUCACGUGACCAAAAACACAAAAUAUAUAUCCAACACAAAAUGGAGGAAGAUGGAGAUUUAUUGCACCAAUACCUAUUGAAAGAUGAAGGAUGGUUUUAUUUGUGUGGACCUACAUGGCCAGUGUCAGAUGUUAAAGAUGCUAUUGUAAGUAGCUUUGUUAAAUCAGGAGGAUUGACACUAGGAGAAGCAACCAACUGGGUAAACAAAUUAAAAGAUUUAGAAAGAUACAUUUUAGAA
This is a messenger RNA of Entrophospora candida, 1208 nucleotides long. NCBI's taxonomy places the organism in Eukaryota, Fungi, Glomeromycota, Glomeromycetes, Entrophosporales, Entrophosporaceae. The record is from the annotation of a GenBank genome assembly.